Messenger RNA from Gigantopelta aegis, 3279 nucleotides. Its product is annotated as biotin--protein ligase-like. The record is from RefSeq and is a predicted model, not a curated record. Gene Ontology annotation, cellular component: cytoplasm. NCBI's taxonomy places the organism in Eukaryota, Metazoa, Mollusca, Gastropoda, Neomphalida, Peltospiridae. The coding region runs from base 171 to 2921 and encodes 916 amino acids. The transcript is spliced from 13 exons. Gene Ontology annotation, biological process: protein modification process. Gene Ontology annotation, molecular function: biotin--[biotin carboxyl-carrier protein] ligase activity.
GGCCAAGGUCGCUAAUUUAAAUGGACGAAUUUACCUAACGAAGAAGAUUCGGCUCGAGUUACCGUACCUUGUUAUGUUGUAAAAUGUCUAACUUUUAGAGGAAACUCGCCAAGAGAUAAGCUGUGUGAAGGUCUACACAAUGAUAGUGUGUACACUACACUGAAAUCAGGAUGAUUUUCUUCAUCGGUUUCGCGUACAUCUCACUGGUGCAGUGGUAUCGCAGGAGCAGACGUCGACAGAUGUAUGCCAGUGUCAUAUCGCGCUCGCUUAGGAGGUCAAGUAUUUUGGCUCAGAGAGUGUGCCUGACUCAAGAGGGCAGCACUGGUGACUUCUUGCAUUCUGCUCUGCUGAAAUGCUCCGAGACGUACACGGUGCGACAAUACGUAAACGAUGAAAAACUGCUCAUUUCCACAGUCGAGCCUAAGCAAACGGUAGACAUGCAUCUGUGGACGGCGUACAUGGACAUCAAUCCCAGCAGUGACCGCUCAUUACGAAGUAUCAUGGUUCUGCUGGAGGCCGACCGACCUAGCGACCUGAUCGCGUACCAGAAGAAAAUACUGGACACACCGCCAGUAUGCAGAAUUCAUGUGUUGACACUUGGCUGCCCAGUUGCUUGGAAACCUGGAAUACCAUUUGGGAUUGUCCUGCACUGUAGUCUUGAUGGUUUUGUCGCGAUGUGUGAUGCGUUUGGUCACGGUCAUCUGACUGUUGGGGAAAAUCUGGAGAUUCACAAGAUAAUUACUGUAGAAUGUCAAGGCAAGCCACAUAGGUUUCUGCAAGAUGCUGAAUGUGAGGACAGCAAGGUGGAUGAAAGACAGCAAGUGUUCGUGUUUAACUCACCAGAAAACUGUAACAAAAUGGAGGACAGAAAACCAGUGUUUGUGGUCAACUCACCAGACAGCUGCAAUGAGGAUCUCCAGCUACAGUGUGAGAGUUCGGAAGAACUGGUGCACGAGGACAUCCCACCAACUGUGACUGUUCAGAAAGUUGAUGAGGCAUCUAGUGGUGACACAACCAUAGAUGAUGACACAACCAGUUUAGCUAAGGAUACUGCAGAAGUGGUCUCCAACAGUGUAGCCAUAGAUUCCAACAGUGUGACUACAGACAACAUGAAUGUAAAUGGUGUAAAGACAACUGGUGUGACUUUAAACGGUGUGGACAUUAACGACACAGACUUGAAUGGUUGUGACAUUGAUCCCAGAGUGCGUAACAUCUCUGGUUCAGCUUCGAUGAAACCGCCAAACGUCCUUGUCUACUGUGGAAAGAAAGACUCUGUCCGUAGGUUCCAGGGAGUGAAGGCUUCUCUUGAACAGUGUCUGAACACCGACUGUUACACUAUAUACCAUCUGCAGCAUGCAGAGGUCAACUCAGCGCCAUGGGCAGACAACUCCGCUCUGCUCAUAAUUUCGUGUGAGAGCCUGUACGAUGGCGUAAACCUGACGUUCAUCAGAUAUUUUCAGAAGGGUGGCCGGGUGCUGAGCUGUGGGAGCUCGCUGGACGGGGAGUUUGUUGAGAGGAAGAAGGUUCAGAACAGUAUCGGGGUCACAGAGUUGGACAUUGAAACAUGGAAGGGGGUCAGCACUCUUCGAGGUCCAUUCAACUAUUCUGGGGUUUUGGCGAGGAUGGUGGGUGUAGUGGUGAACACGAUGGCACGUGACCCAUUGACCGGAGAACCUGUGUUAAUGUUUGUCAGGCAGAAGUUGGCGGUCACCGGUUCUAGCGGAGUGGCUGUUUUGUCGCAGCUGCUUCUCGAGCGUGACCCGACCGACAUGGUGGGAGAACCGGCCGAGUUCCGCCAUCUGAAGAAAUCAAACUCCACACGACUUCAGAUUCUCAAACACAUCCUCAUCACACUCGGACUCAACUGUAGUCAGCAGACCCCGCCAGACCUCACACCAUGUGUCCUGCUCACAAACAGACAGGAUGUUAAGGAAUCUUUCAUAGGUGGUAUACAGCACAGACUGAAAGGUGGCAUACUGCGUUCUAAAUCUCUAACUCUGCAGUUCAUAGAGAAAUGCUCUCCCUCCACACCAGUGUUGCCACAUCACCUGCCUGUAGUGACGGGCGAUGGUGAUCUCCAGUUAAAAUACUUCCAGCCACAGACGUACUGGACAAACCUCAGCACAUCGCGUCUCGGACAGGUGGUCCUCUACACAGACGUCAUACCCACAACCAUGACCAUGUUUGAAGGGUUGCAGUUUUCAGUUACAAGCGAUGCCGGGCUGAUUGCCAUUGCUGGAAGACAAACAGCCGGAAAAGGUCGAGGGUUGAACACGUGGUUAAGUCCGGUGGGCUGUGCUAUGUUCAGUCUGCCGGUGCGCAUGCCGGCCGACUCAAACCUCGGACAGAGGGUGUCAUUCUUACAGCACAUCGUGUCACUAGCCGUGGUGCAGAGUGUGCGAGCUCUACCAGGAUACGAGAAGUUAGAUCUAAGAAUCAAAUGGCCUAAUGAUAUUUACUAUGGUCAGGACAUCAAGCUGGGAGGGGUGAUCGUCAACUCAUCUGCCAUGGACAACAUCAUUUACACAGUUAUUGGCUGUGGCUUCAACGUGGACAACUGCAACCCAACCAUGUGUAUCAACGACCUGGUACAACAGCACAACAUCCACCACGGCACCACACUGGACCUGUGUAGUGUGGAACAGCUUAUCGGCCGCACCGUGACCAUCAUCGAACAGCUCAUUGACCAGUUUCAGGAGGAAGGCCAUGAAGCGUUCUGUCGGCUGUAUUACGAUAAGUGGCUGCACAGUGGUGUGAAGGUUCGUCUGGAGAGUGAGGACAAUUUGGAGGUGACCGUCUGCGGACUGGACAGCUUUGGCUUCCUCAUGGUACAGACAGCAGACGGACAGACAAUCAGUGUCCAGCCAGACGGAAACACAUUCGACAUGAUGCACAACCUCAUUCUCAUCAAGAAAAGAUAACUCCAUUAUAGUCAACAUGAUGUACAACCUCAUUCUGAUCAAGAGAAGAUAACUCCAUUAUAGUCAACAUAAUGCACCUCAUUCUAUCAAGAGAAGAUAACUUCAUUAUAGUCAACAUGAUGCACAACCUCACUCUGAUCAAGAGAAGAUAACUCCAUUAUAGUCCAGUCUGAUGGGAACAUGUUUAGCAUGAUGCGUAGCCUCAUGCUGAUCAAGAGAAGAUAACUCCGUUAUAGACCAAUCUGAGAGGAACAUGUUUAGCAUGAUGCACAACCUCAUUCUGAUCAAGAGAAGAUAACUCCAUGGUACUUUGGAGCUACACUCGGUAUAUAGGUUCUGUUACAUGUCCCUGCUUAAA